This is a messenger RNA of Notechis scutatus (mainland tiger snake), 3399 nucleotides long. Its product is annotated as keratin, type II cytoskeletal 6A-like. Gene Ontology annotation, biological process: intermediate filament organization; keratinization. Gene Ontology annotation, molecular function: structural constituent of skin epidermis. Gene Ontology annotation, cellular component: keratin filament. The record is from RefSeq and is a predicted model, not a curated record. Lineage: Eukaryota; Metazoa; Chordata; Lepidosauria; Squamata; Elapidae.
UCUUUUUCUUCCUUCCUUCUGUAGCUCAGCUUUCGCUCAGCUCUCUUUAGCACUCUUUGAAUUAGGCACAAUGAGUAGGCAAUUCAGUUCUAGAUCUGGGGGAGGGAUUAGGACUUCCCGGGGAUAUACCUCUUCCACUACUGUCAUUCCCAGUGGAACCAAAGCUAGUUUCAGUUCAGUUUCAUUAUCCCGUGGUGUGAAGGGAAGUGCAGGAUUGGGUGGGGGCUUUGGUAGUAGAAGCCUCUACAAUCUGGGGGGUGGCAAACGGACCUCUUUAGGAAUCAGCCAUAGCAGCAUUGGAGGAGGCUUUGGGAGUGGCCUAGGAUAUGGUGGUGGCGGUGGUGGAGGAGGAUUUGGUAGUGGCUAUGGAUAUGGAGCUGGAGGUUUUGGUUUAGGAGUAGGAGUAGGAGGCUAUGAUGGUGGACUAAGAAUGGGGCCCAUGGUUCCUCCUGGGGGCAUCCAGAAAGUGACUGUCAAUUCCAACCUCCUAUCACCACUGCACUUGGAGAUUGAUCCUGACAUUCAAAAAGUGCGGCAACAGGAAAGGGAACAGAUCAAGACCCUCAACAACAAGUUUGCAUCCUUCAUUGACAAGGUACGGUUUCUUGAGCAACAGAACAAAGUGCUAGAAACAAAAUGGAAUCUUCUGCAACAACAGGGCAGCUCAGCUCCAAAGUUCAACAUAGAUUUAUUAUUCGAGACUUACAUUUGUAACCUCAAAAAGAACGUGGAUCAGUUAACGAGCGAUCGGGCAAAGCUUGAUGGAGAGCUAAGAAAUGUACAGGAUCUUGUGGAAGACUACAGAAGGAAAUAUGAAGAUGAAAUUAACCAACGCACCGCUGCUGAAAAUGACUUUGUUGGUAUCAAAAAGGAUGUUGAUGUUUCAUUCAUGCACAAAAUAGACCUGCAAGCAAAGACUGAUAGGCUGAUAGAUGAGCUCAACUUCCUGAAGACCCUCUUUGAUGCUGAAUUGAUUCAAAUCCGAGGACAAAUUAGUGACACCAACGUUGUUUUGCAAAUGGACAACAACCGAGAUCUGGACCUCAGAAGUAUCAUUGCUGAAGUGAAAGCACAGUAUGAAGACAUUGCCAACAGGAGCCGGGCUGAGGCAGAAGCAUGGUAUCAAGGCAAGUUUCAGGAACUUCAGAGCACAGCUGUUGGUCAUGGGGAUGACCUCAAAGAUAUGAAGAAUCAGAUUGCGGAACUGACUCGGCAUAUUCAGAGACUAAAAGCAGAAAUUGACAAUAUGAAGAAAGUGAAUGAAGGUCUUCAAAAAGCAAUUGCUGAUGCUGAACAGCGUGGGGAGUUGGCCCUGAAAGAUGCCCGCGUGAAAUUGAGCGACCUGCAACUGGCUCUGCAAAAUUCGAAGGAUGAGCUGGCACGUCUCCUGCGUGAUUAUCAGGAGCUGUUGAAUACCAAGCUGUCUCUGGAUAUUGAGAUUGCUACAUACCGCACGCUGCUAGAAGGCGAAGAAUGCAGGAUAUCUGGAGAACUCACUGCCCCUGUCAGCAUGUCGGUGAUCAGCAGCUCGUCUACCAUGAGCGGAGGCAGUCGUGGAGGAUUUGGCCUGGGGGUUGGGGGAGGAGGGGGAGGCAGUGGUGCCGGAGGCAGCCAGGGCCUGACAGUGGGAGGAGUUGGUGCUGGCGGCUUUGGUAUAAGCACUGGAGGGAGCAGUUACAGCACUGGAAGCUAUGGUGGGGGAAUAGGGGUUGGAGGUGGAGGAGGCUCUUCCAGCAUGAAAUAUGUCUCAACCACAACCUCAUCGUCCAGCCGAAAAAUGGUCAGAUAAAAAAUAAAUAACACGUUGACAAUUGAUUCUGAAAAAAAAAAAAAAGCUCCUAAUCGCCAGCAUCAGCACAAGUCCCCAAGCUAGUCAUCCUUCUUUUUUCCCCCUGAGAAGUUUAAUAUGAACAGGUAUUGUCCCUUGUCUCCUGAAUGAACACCUCUGAGCAGGUGUUGGCCAUUCAUGAGAAAUGGCUCGUAUUACCCCUUCGCCAGGCAGUGUUUAUGUUACAAGUCUCUUUCCCAACCAACGUGACUUGUGGCUGUCGAGGCGUCUCUGAUUUUUCCUCUCUCUGUUAUUGCAAUUCUGCCUUCAGUAAAGAAGUACCACAUUUCCUACAGGCUGAAUGAAUUAAAACACCCCUCCCAUGUUGGACAGAAUUGAUAAUUUCCUCCCCUACUUUCUUUCAAAAGGAUGACAAUACCCUUUUGUGAUAGGAAUUCAGACAAAUUAACAGAGUUGGAAAGGACCUUGUAGGUCAUCUAGUCCAGCUCCCCUCCUCCACCACCUCAUGAAUUGGCAGGCAAGUUUUAAAUCAGCAAAUCUGGAAUCUGGUUAAGGCUGAUUUUAGUCAAAAGCAAACAAACCAAAAAGCCAAGCCCAAGCCUUCUGACUAAGGAACCCCCUUCCCUGCCUCAAAUACUAUUCUUAUGGUGCAAAACUUUAGGAAUAAAAUCUGACCACAUAAGACAUUUUUUAAAAAACACCCUGAUGAUUUCAGUGGGAGAUUGAGUACUAGGUUCACUCUCCAUAUUUGAAAUCAACAGGAUGGGGAAAAUGCUUACCUUUUGUUUCGGUUGUUUUUAAGCACUCAAAAAAAAAACCACUGAAUUGUUUCCAGUAUUGACAUUCAUUUUAUGGUCAUAAUUUCAUGUCUAUUUUCAUAUUUCUGCAAUUUCUUAUGCUGCUCUUUUUGUCGAGUGCUUUGCACCAGUAGAUGAAUGUGAUAUAAUUAUAUCCUCUUAAAUCCCAUUGAAAGCAGGAGGAAAGUGUAACCCAAAGUGGUCUGUAUCAUCAGGGCCUGUAUUUUUCUCACUGAAGCCCCAUUGCUCUGUUUGGCGCAUGUUGCUCAGCAUUUAAAAAUGUGAUAGCCUUCUGCUGAGACGGCAUUUGAGAAUGGAAAAGGCAAUUUAAUGGAUGGGCUAAUUGAAACAAUAUAUAGAAGUUGCCAACAGAAAACAAAGAACUCCCGUGUUUUAAUUCAGUUGUAAUAGUAGGCAAGUCUCUUCCAACACCCCGAGGAAUAUACACAGUCAAAACAACACAUUGUUUAAUUGGGAAUUAGAAGACAAGUGCUUAGGUCAGCCAUCUUUUUAAACGAUGCCUUUUGUUGUUCUGUGCCUAGAAGAAGCAUAGCAUUUGACUUUAUCAACCGUAGAAAAAUAAUUUUAGUAUUCUUUUGGUUACCUUUCCCUUCUCCCUGCUGCAAGAUGAUUUUUUUAAAAAAAACUGUUAAAUAAAUUUCCCAAUUGAUGAAGAACAUUUUAAAAAUGCAUAAUAGUUUGUAUGGCUUAUUUUGUAAGUGUCCCCAAAUGCUUGUUGUAAAUAAACUAGCAACUGUUUGGCUUCUUUUGCUCGGUCUAUUGUUCUCCAUAACUUCAUGCUUGAAAUUGCAA